UCAAAAAAGGUGCAAUGCCAAUAAUAUGUUCAGUUUGCAAGUUUGAACUUGAAAAUAAAAAAAAAUUGUGCAUUUGCAAUCAGAUAAUGCAUAAAAUAAUAUAUUUAUCUGCAUGAAUUUGAUGAAUUAUUUAUAUUGUUUGUAUGUCGAAUACGUUCAGUAUUUAUGUAAAACAUCUGUCUAAUGUGUAUGUUGUUGUGUGUUGUGUACAAAUUAUAUGUUGCUUUACCAAUAUGAAUAAAGAGAAUAAUAGAAGUGCUGCUGGAUUGAGACGCUCAGCUGUUGCUGAAAGAUUAAGGCUCCGUGAAGAAUGGCUGGCAUUAAAGGGUGUGGAUGAUGUGAACAAGCAAAACAGAUUCUUGGUCAAGAAACCAAUAAAUGUACGGACAAAUAAACAACCUCACAAUAGUAAAUUACCAUCAAAACCCAAAAAUUAUACGAACACAAUAACAAGUGAUGCCCUACGUGGUGUGGUGGCUUACGUGGACGUGGGGGCGGAGUCUCGAGCGCUAGCUCUCAGGGCCGCUUUGAUGGCGCUGGGAGCUUCAGUGGUGCCCGCAUGGAACCCCCUAGUUACACAUCUUAUCUGGACGCAGGGGGGUUGUCGUAAAAUCCGUGCUCGGGGCAGAGCUCUAGCCUGCCAGCUGGUCUCGCCCUUGUGGGUGGAAGCCUGCGCGGCAGAGGCUCGACGCUUGCCCGAGAGACUAUUCCCAGCGCCAACUAGGCCCUCGGACUUGCCCUCGCCGGCUACGCUGCGGCAAUUGUUGAAAAAGGCAGAACAUGACAACAUCCCUCUAGCAGACCUUCUAUCAGACAGUAGAGAUAGUGAUGAAGGAAAACCUGCACGACUAAGGAUAUCUAGUGAGACUGAAAAUAGUCUAGAAAAAAGCAAAAAGCUAGACGAGUCGACCGAUCGGUCGCUAAACAACUCCAAAGACAAAUCUUGUGAUAAAUCGACGGAUCAAGAUAAACGUGUAAACACAGCGCCACGUAGAGCUCUCCCCGUCACGCCCACUUCCCCUCCGCGGACUAAAUCUAGAAGGAAGUUGUUCACCCACAAGGAAGCUGAAUUCAUCACCGAUGAUGGUGAUAAAGAAACCCCAACACCCGGAAGACCGAAAACGAUACAACUCACCCAGCGAGGUAGGAAGGAGCUCGUGCACGCUGAACGGAUCGCAAGGAAGCUUGUGACGUCACAUAGGAAACAGACACAGAUACAGACACAAAAACCAAUGCGGACACACAAAUAUGUCCCAAGAAUUGUACUAACAGGCAUGUCGAAAUCAGAGCGGCGCGAAGUGUGCAAUGCAUUACGGACUCUCAAUGCUAAAAUACAAUCGCAAGUCAACAGAAAAACAACCCAUGUGCUACUCGGAUCUUGCAGAGAGCCCAUACAAGAUCUGUCCAUGUGCAACCAGUGCAAUAAGCCCGAGGAUAUAUUGGAGAAACUGUUUUCUAACAUUAAUGUGAUGGUCGAAGAUCAUUGUAAUAAUGGUGUUAAUGUGGCAUCCGGUACGAAAGUGGUUUGCAAGAACAUAAGUGGCGUUAAUGUGUUGUGUGAUACGUCGAAUUGUGGGAGAAAUAAUGACAGUGGUAACGGAGAUUUUGUGGUGAACCAACUUAGUGCAGAUGGUGGUGAUGAGAAUGUGGAAGGGAAUAGUGUUAUGUGUAGUGCUGAAGCUGUGAAUACAAUUAAACCAAGAACGGUAAACGCGUUGCUCGGAGCGGCGCGCGGCUGCCGCGUGCUGUGCGGCCGCUGGGCGCUCGACUGUGCAAAAGAGGGGAGAUGGUUGCCGCACUUCGGCUAUGAAGUGCCACAUUUGUUGAAGAUCUCGCAGAAAGCCCGCGUAGAACGCUCAGCAUUAGGUCGGAUGCGUUCAGAAUACGCGUACGACGUUUUCGGCGGCAUAAAAGUCCACAUACAACCUAGCGCGUUCCAAAAACCCGCCAUAACUCAACUCUUGACACUCUGUGGCGCAGUAAUACAAGAUGGCGGUAGUGACGUCACAAUAGGCACGGCGGAGGGCGAAGUCAGCUCGAAAUGGGUUUUUGACAGCGUAGCCGCUGGUAGAAUGAGAACAACUAGACGAUAUGUCAAUAAAAAUAUUCCGACCGAGGUUGUUAAUUUGACUCAAGAUUGUGUUUAAACUUUGACAGUUGUUUUUUGACAUGUGCCUUAUUCGGUAUGGCGGUUGUCAAAAUAUUUCGUAGGCAUGCAGACGCUAACUGUUUUGAUUAUAUGUAGAUUAAAAAAAUAAUUUUAAUUAAUUAUGGAUAGGUACUUGAUCUGACAUCUGUUUUAUAUUGUAUAAUUAUUAUAAACUAGCGGUCCGCCCCGGCUUCGCCCGUGGUACAUAUAUAGCC
Molecule: messenger RNA, 2364 nt
Organism: Zerene cesonia (dogface butterfly)
Lineage: Eukaryota; Metazoa; Arthropoda; Insecta; Lepidoptera; Pieridae
Exons: 10
Coding region: 144-2147 (667 amino acids)
Source: RefSeq, a predicted model, not a curated record